Macrosiphum euphorbiae (potato aphid) is the source of this 1176-nucleotide messenger RNA. Lineage: Eukaryota; Metazoa; Arthropoda; Insecta; Hemiptera; Aphididae. The record is from the annotation of a GenBank genome assembly.
AUGAGAAAUGUGAUGAGUUUCAUUCAACUGAUUGUGUUGUUUCUGCCGUUUACGUUAUCUGCAAGUCCAAAUUGGAUGUAUUUAGGUAUAAUAGGAAUACCACCACCUCUUCAACAACAACAAGCAUCACCAGGCUCAGAGAUCGAGGAUCCCGAAGUAGUUCAAGCCAGAGCUGUUUGUAGUGCUUUACCUGGGUUAGCAUCAAAACAAGUGGAUGUGUGCAUGAAACAUCCAAAUGCUAUAUACUCAGUUUCCGAUGGAGCUAAAAAAGCCAUCGAACAGUGUCAACUUCAAUUUCGUCAUGAACGAUGGAAUUGUUCAGUUAUGGAAAAUGAACAAAGUGUAUUCGGUCCUACACUGGACAAAGGUAGUAAAGAGACUGCUUUCAUAUAUGCUAUCACCAGUGCAGGAGUAGUGUAUUCAAUUACAAACGCAUGUAGUUCUGGUAGAUUAACUGAAUGCAGUUGCGACUCUAUGCAACAUGGUCAAACAACACCUGAAGGAUGGAAAUGGGGAGGUUGCAGUGAUAAUUUGCGUUUUGGAUUGCAAUUCUCUCGAAAAUUUGUUGAUGGUUCUGAACCCAAUCGCCCAGAUAAUUUCAAAACCACAAAACAGAAGAGAAUCUGGUCCAAUCGCCUCAAAAUGAACUUGCACAACAAUGAAGUAGGCAGACAGAUUGUAAUGUCAUUAAUGAAAAUGCAUUGUCGUUGUCAUGGUGUGUCAGGAUCAUGUGAACUAAAAACCUGUUGGAAAUUUAUGCCAUCAUUCAAUGAGAUUGGCAAUGAACUUAAACAAAAAUAUGGAAAGGCUAUUCUUAUAAAUCAUGCUGCUAACGAUUCACAAAAGAAAAAUAGUACAAUACACAAGAAGAGAGAGCCCAGAGCUUUAAAGAGACUAAAAAGACGAAUGUUAAUUGAAUCAAAAGAAUUGGUGCAUAUACAAAAGUCUCCGAACUAUUGUAAGCAAGACUUUGAAAACGGAGUACUUGGUACAGAAGGGCGUAAAUGCAAUAUUACAUCAACUGGACCAGAUUCUUGUAAUAAGCUGUGUUGUGGUCGUGGUUAUAUCACCAAGGUUGUGAAGGAAGAGGAACACUGCAAUUGCAAAUUUGUUUGGUGCUGUUACGUUAAAUGCGAUAUAUGCUACAAAAACAUUGAACAAAAAUCUUGUAAAUAA